AUGUUUGUGCGAAGAGAGAAUCUUAACAAUGUGACAACGUUUUCUCUCCAAGGAUUCACAGAUCUGUCUGUUUCCAUCCAGAUCAUCUUAAUAAUUUUUUUCCUGGUUGCCUAUAUCCUGUCCUUAGUGGGAAAUGGUCUCAUAAUCUUGACCAUUUCACUUGACUCUCAUCUCCACACACCCAUGUAUUUCUUCUUGAGGGGUUUGUCCCUACUAGAAAUCUGUUCCAUCAAUGUUACUGUUCCCAAAGCUUUGGGAAUCUUCCUGUCCAUGGAUAGAUCCAUCUCCUUCAUUGGCUGUGCCACUCAAAUGUACAUCUUCUCUGCAGUUGCUGUGUCAGAAUGUCUCUUCCUUGCGAUAAUGGCCUUUGAUCGGUUCAUAGCUAUCUGUCACCCACUAAGAUACACUUCUGUGAUGACCUCCAAAACGUGUUAUCAGUUAGCUAUUGGGCCUUGGGUUGUGGGAUUCCUGACAGCUUUAGUUCACACCACUAUCAUUUUCAGGUUACCAUUCUGUGGCUCUCAUCACGUAGCUCACUUCUUCUGUGACAUUCCACCUCUUCUUCACUUGGCAUGUGUCAACACCUUUAAAAUUGAACUAUAUGUCUUCAUUGUUUGUAUGUGUGGAGCUACAAUCCCCUUUCUUCUUAUACUGUGCUCCUACAUGAACAUAUUGUCCUCUGUCUUCCUUCUACAUUCCAAGGAGGCCCGUCAGAAGGCCAUGUCCACAUGUUCUGGACACCUGGUCUCUGUUUUCAUAUUCUAUGGCACCGCCAUGUAUGUUCAUCUUUGUCUUGGGACACCUUUUUCUUCAUACAAGGACAGAAUGACGGCCCUUUUCUAUUGUAUCAUAAUUCCAACAAUCAACCCUCUAAUCUACAGCCUGAAGAACAAGGAUAUGAAAGCUUCAUUGCUUAAAAAAAAAGUCAAUAUUCUUACUACCCUCUCUACAUAG
Molecule: messenger RNA, 954 nt
Organism: Nanorana parkeri
Lineage: Eukaryota; Metazoa; Chordata; Amphibia; Anura; Dicroglossidae
Product: olfactory receptor 5V1-like
Exons: 1
Coding region: 1-954 (317 amino acids)
Biological process (GO): G protein-coupled receptor signaling pathway
Cellular component (GO): membrane
Molecular function (GO): olfactory receptor activity; G protein-coupled receptor activity
Source: RefSeq, a predicted model, not a curated record